ACAAGCUGCGCAUCUGGGUAUACACUGAAGCGAACCAGAACCGACGGACGCUCCGGGUCCUUACAAGAUAUGGAUGUGACCAGGUGCUCCAUUGCCCGCGGAUACUACCCAGUAUACAUCACCUGGAUACCCUAUACUCCGCUCUGUAUCCGUGCUGAGUACGGAUAUACACAUAUGGAAUGUUAUUCAAGAGACUGACGCCGAGCCGAAUGGAUGUGCAAUAAUAAUGGCGAUCUGCUCAGCAUCACCCACGCCGCGCUGGAACCUACCCGCACCGGGCAGGCGGGCACUUUUGGGAUGAAAAGUCUUCGACGGGGAUCUAUGGACUUGAACGUUGGACACUACUACCGCACUAUUCUCUGAAAAGAUACGGGACACCGCAAGCUACCGUCUACCUCCCCUCUGUACCUUGCCAUGCUCGACGAACCACGCUAGCCGGCUAGUUACCUAGCGUCUGAGUAGCUUCCAUGAGCCUGGUCGAAGGACGUCGUCUUCACUCCCCCGUUCUACUUCUCUCGCUUCUCUCCCCUCCCCCCCGGAGACCUACGCAGGGACCCCCGAAAUCCCGGCCGAUUUGGAUUUUUCUCCCUCCUCCCACGCUCCACUGGCUGAGAUGAGAGAAAGGUCCAACAUCCCGCGUUUCUCCCUCGGCCUGCCAAAGUCGGUCAGAAGGGCGGUGAUGAGAGGGGAAGCUCCCCGAUUCUUGCAUCAUGCAGCGGAAGCCGUUCCUGGGGCGUAAGAGCAUUCCUCUUCUCCUUUCAGACAUAUCUGACUGCUGCUGACAACAGGCCCCAGUGCCUUACCUGCACACACACACCUCAGACGCGAACACAUCUGUGCGAGAGGGGGACAGCAAGAUACGCAAUGAGCAUCGUAGAGUGGUAGACGUGCCACCACCCUUGCAGGUCACGGAGCUGCCCUCGACACAAUAACGGCUGCGCAGCGCAUCGUCAUCUCGCGGCACCUUGGGUUCAUGACAAGCUCCCCGCUACGUCUCGGCCGAGCAGUCAUUCCUCGCGUACUUGAAAGUUGACGCCGCCUGAGCUGAGCAUUGUGAAUUUGUGCGGACAGCUAGCUCAGGCUAGCUAGCUGCGAAGCAUCACUAACUGCUGCCCGUCAUUGCUAGGAAGACCGAGGCAGCAGAAGCAAGCACCAUCCCAGUUUCUCGCUGCCCUUCCGGAAUGGCUCUUCAGUCGAGAAUAGUUUGGCCCCGUGCGUCAAGCAUGGCUAACCCUCCUGGAAAAAAGUAUUUCUGCAUGGCAUGUCACAAGAAGCAAAAACAAGAGGCAAACUUCCCUAGGUCAAGGUCCUAGCCAAAGCCAAGGCACGCAAGCAAGACAAGUGCGCACAGAGAGAGAGAGAGAGAGAAAGAGUCGGUACCGUCAUGUCAGCAGGGGACUUGUACCGUUACUUACCUCUCGACCCGAACGAGAGCAACCGGUCGACUAAGCCCUGUCAAUGUCUGAGCACCCUAUGGCGCCGAGACUGGGUCUACCCCCGGGUGUUUCCCUUGAUCCCAUGCCAUGUAGGUACCCCGGCCAGCACAUUUGCUGUCCACAACCCAACAGCUUCAACUUGUAUCCAAAUCCAUGUCGCCGUUCAUCCUCCUCUUCUCCUCCUUCUCCUCCACCACCGUGUACACCCCCAUGCACGUUAAGCUCGUUGGUUCCCCGGCAAGUUGCCAGGGCUCGGUCGAUAAGAAGGCUAUGCCGCCAUAAGAGAACUACGCUAGGGCAAUUCAGAAAAAAAUCAAAUAGACCUGGUCCUCCCGACCUUGCCUAAUAGUCUCUGUCGUGUAAUGACCAGCGGUUACAUUGGAACCAUAGCAGCUUUGCAAGAGAAUCCUAACCACUCCUUUCGAUCACACUUGCUCAUCUAAAUCGAAUACGACCUUGGUCAUCAAGCCACCCUGCCCGGUUAUCGAAAUAACACUCAGUUCACACGAGGAACACGGCUCACCGCACUACGCUGCUUCGAAUACUCAGCCUAGCAACAACUUUCACCUUGUGGUUCACGUUCUGCAACAAUUCUUUCUUCUCAAAAGGACAGACUUACAACACGUCAAGCUUUUGGAUCAUCCCUGGGUUUAUGAAAAGACCAGCAAGAAAGAGAACUAGCUCUAGCAAGGAAUAAGGACGCGUUGGCUACUCACAGUGAGUCGAUCCAGCCAUCACAUAGUGCCUGAGGUUCUCGGCCACUCAUUGCCUGGGAUCGAAUCCAGAGUCAUGAGUGGCCCGUUCGGCCUGCACUCUUACCACGCCAUCAAUACAUUUAAUCCUGACCAUCGGCACUGCCAACCUUCAGCCAGCUUUCCAACCUCUUCCACGGCCUUUUGCGGUCACCCAAGUACUUUGUCCACUGAAACUUGCGUCUCAUCUGGAGAGCUCGUCCUCCCAGUCGAUAAAAGCAAAGCAGCCUGCCAUCACAUAGAGAGGUCAUCACUACGACCACCGACGCCAAUCUCGACAGGCCUGCAUCUACCACAUCGUGCUUUAGCCAGCUCUCUGAUCAGAAGAUUGACUUGACUGGGCGGCUUCCGUUGCGGCCGUUGAACAAGUCUUUCUUACCUCCUGACCUAUUUGUGAUAUCUAGACCUUGGGACUGUUGGCUUCGACCCAGUUAGUCCCAUCAAAGCCGACAACCUGGCGAUCUCAGCGGUUGUCCGAUUCUCUGAACAUCACCAACCCCAACGUAGCCGCGAGGCUAAGGAGGGCGAAAACGCACAGGCAACCUGUCUGCAUACAACUGACCGGUAUCCUGGACAAGACAACGCACAUUCUACCAAGCAACCUUCUCCCGGGCCAGAUUCGGACUAUUGCUCGGCUUCAAGUACUGGCCAGAACGGUCAAUGUUCGGGCCAAAACGGCCGGGAGAGUGAAGGGGAAAAGGUCUCGAUGUCACAGAGGGGGCUUGCACCUCACUCUACGACGCAAUCACCACCUCGAGCUCCCUUUACUUCCCAGCAGAGUACUCUAUCUCGAGACAGUCAAGCGUUCCAAGAUGUUGUCCCAACCCCUUCCGCAGCCGGCGAGAGACACUCCAAUGCUCCACGGUCCUUGGGCAUCAGAGGGUUGAUUAACCCGUCUGAAGCGCAACAGGAAAGCUCCACUGGCGAGUCAUCACAACCUCGGCCAACUGACAGUCAGACCUCGCCGUAUGGCAUGCCUCCGGGGCAAUAUACCACAUCUAGUGAUCGUCAGUAUGCAUUCCAAGGUCGAGGACAUCCUAGUUCUCAGCCCGGUACUCCAGCUGGUCACCCGACAACAACGCCGUUGGGCCACACACCAUCGGAACACUCGCCCAAGAGUGGGUUUCCCUUCCCUCCCAUGGGUGCGCCAAGGCAGAUUCUCAGUCCUCGAGAAGUACGGGCAGCCAGCGUGAGCCAGACGAGUAUGCGAGGCCACGAACCACAACAAACUCCCUUUUUACCGCCCAACGCUUCGCGACUGAAGCGCCCCUACCCUGGCGAGGAGGGUCCCCAGGAGCCCGUUCGUUCAGCAUCCGGUCUACCCUUCUCUGGACCACCUUCCCUAGGCCCUCCUUCAGCAGGAAUGGGUCCGCUCACAACGCCGCCGCGUUCCAUGUCCCAGCCCAUGGUUGGACACAUGCAGCCUGGCAACCCCGAACGGCCUCAACUGCCCCCUAUGGCACGAGAUCCUCAUGGUAGACCAACAGAGUUCCAUGGUCAACCAAUGCUACCUCCGGGUCAGAACUAUCCUCCACCACAGUCACCAGGCGUCCCUGUUUGGUCCACACCUGGUGCCGGAACGUCCUUAUAUCAAAGUCUGCGGUCAGAUGUGACAAAGGCGGAGGGUGGCAUGGUAGUCAGGCUACCGGGAGACGAGGGAGGCAUUCUCAUACCCGUAGACGUACAUCAGGCGUCAAAGCAGGCAGACGAGAAGCGCCAACGGAAUGCCGGGGCUUCGGCACGCUUCAGACAGAGGAAGAAGGAGAGAGAUCAGGAACAGACUGCCAGUCUGCAAAAGUUGGAACAGCGUGGACGUGACCUGGAGGCGAGAGUGCGGGAGUUGACACGGGAGAGGGACUUUUACCGGGACGAGCGCAACCGUCUUCGCGAUGUGGUUCUUCGAACGCCUCUCAGCGACAUGGCAAACGGACCUCCGAGCCCAACGUCGUCAAGAAGCGGAGGAUCUAUGGCGGAGACCAGCCCCAUGGUGCAAGCUCCGAUGCUGCCCCAUCAAUCUCAGGGCUACGCAUCGAGCGAGGCGUCUUCGGUGGAACGACCGACGCGUAGACGUAGGACCGACUCGGCCCCGCCUCCAGAGUUCUCGAUGCCUUCAUAUGGCACUCCGAUCCCCCAGGCUGGAAACCUGCCACCUAUGCAGGCUCCGGCGUAUGGCAUGAUGCCGCAGAGACCCCCGUCUACGGCGCCGGGCGGAGAGCGACUACCACCUCUUCGGGGUAUGGAGGGCCCUUACCCUGGCCAGGAAUCGGGGCCGGGCGUGUCUGCCGGUGGUCCCUUGUAUCCCAGCUACACGCGUGUCCCUCACGAGACGGGGUUCGCGAGCAGAUCGGCUGGACCACCACCACCCGGUCACCACGGGCAUCACCAUCAUAUCCAUGAGGGUGGCCCGCGGUAGAGCCGAGAACGACAGAACUAUAACAACGUACGACAGAAAAGUGUUCAUCUCUUACUUUGGCCUUUUGGAAUUUUAUCGACCGACCGCAUUUCUCUACAUCGACACUCGCUACCCAGUUUAUACCCACUUCGUUUCACUGUUUCGAACUCGUUCGCUCUAUACUACGAAUACAGAUUAUAAUAGGAGGGAGGGAGAUGGCGGGGUUUCCAAAAGAGGACUGUUUGAUUUGGGUUAUUCAUUUUUUGGGUUUAUCUCUCAGAGAAUCGCAUAGUUGGGCGACCGACGCAGAACAUUUCUUAUGGGCUGUAAACAUGGGAGUUGGCUGCAUGGGAAUAAGGAGAGGGAAGCAAGAGAGAAGGAAAGGGUUGUGUGUCAACAAGAAGAGUCAAAGUCAUCAUUACAACAGAAAGGAAAGCCAUUUUUGCCUCUGCCGAGGGAUGGUUUGGUCCGACCAAAAUCAACUUUUCCACAGCGCUGGGUUUUAUGUUUUGUUUUAUUUUGCACUUUUAUUGCUUUUGCUUUGGCGUGAAUGGGACGGAGGGACUGGGACUUGCAAGUUCAUCAAGUUGUGUUUUCAAAGCGGAUAUUUGAUAGAGCAUCGGAUGUUCACCAUCACAGCCGACUGUGUGUGUUUUUUGCUUUUGUUAUUUCAUGUAGUAGACGCCGGACUAGUCAGUGAUGGCGUCGUAUGUUUGAUACGGAGACCGAGAUUAGACCCGAUUAUGAGAUCCUUCCACACCGGACUUUUGGUAUCUAUAGAAAUUCAAACAAUAGACGAUCGA
Molecule: messenger RNA, 5383 nt
Organism: Colletotrichum scovillei
Lineage: Eukaryota; Fungi; Ascomycota; Sordariomycetes; Glomerellales; Glomerellaceae
Exons: 1
Coding region: 2895-4601 (568 amino acids)
Biological process (GO): regulation of DNA-templated transcription
Molecular function (GO): DNA-binding transcription factor activity
Source: RefSeq, a predicted model, not a curated record